Molecule: messenger RNA, 315 nt
Organism: Macrosiphum euphorbiae (potato aphid)
Lineage: Eukaryota; Metazoa; Arthropoda; Insecta; Hemiptera; Aphididae
Source: the annotation of a GenBank genome assembly
AUGUUUAUAAUAUGGACAAACGAAUUGACAAUCGAGUUUUUAGAUCUGUAUGAAAAAGAAAUUGCGAUUUGGGAUCCGAAAGAUCAAUUACAUAGAAAUCGUGAUAUAGUUUUUGAUUCGUGGAAAAAAAUAAAAGAUUUAAUGAGCAUACCAGUAGAUACCAAAGAGCUGAAGAAAAAAAAAGAAUCGCUAAUGUCAACAUUUCGACCACUUUUGGCAAAAAAAAAGGCCAGCAACAAAUUAGGUGCAGGUACGGACAACGUAUUUAAACCAAGUUGGUUUGCCUAUGAAAAAAUGGAAACAUUUUUGCAUUGA